Molecule: messenger RNA, 647 nt
Organism: Dipodomys ordii (Ord's kangaroo rat)
Lineage: Eukaryota; Metazoa; Chordata; Mammalia; Rodentia; Heteromyidae
Gene: Cdkn3
Product: cyclin-dependent kinase inhibitor 3
Exons: 4
Coding region: 1-504 (167 amino acids)
Biological process (GO): protein dephosphorylation
Cellular component (GO): nucleus
Molecular function (GO): protein tyrosine phosphatase activity
Source: RefSeq, a predicted model, not a curated record
AUGUUUACAUUUGUCAUGUCUGAUGUGUAUGUCUGUGUGUAUCUUGGUCUGUUGACAGAAGAACUAAGGAGCUAUGGUAUACAGGACAUAUUUGUUUUCUGCACCAGAGGGGAACUGUCAAAAUAUAGAGUCCCAAACCUUUUGGACCUCUACCAGCAGUAUGGAAUUAUCACUCAUCACCAUCCGAUCCCAGAUGGAGGGACGCCUGACAUAGACAGGUGCUGGGAAAUAAUGGAGGAGCUUGCAAUCUGCCUCAAAAACAACCGCAAAACCUUAAUACACUGUUAUGGAGGCCUUGGAAGAUCCUGUCUUGUAGCCGCUUGUCUCCUCUUGUACCUGUCUGACACAGUCUCACCACAACAAGCCAUAGACAGCCUUCGAGAUGUAAGAGGAUCUGGGGCGAUCCAGACUAUUAAACAAUAUAAUUAUCUUCAUGAGUUCCGGGACAAAUUAGCCUCCUAUCUAUCAACAAGAGAGUCACUGUCAAGAUCUGUGUCAAGAUGACGAAUUUCAAAUAGCUUAUAUAUGACCAUGUCUGAAAUUUAAAAUUCCUCUAGUAUAAUCUAUACAGAAAUAAGACAACUCAUGAUAUCUCCUUGAAUGUAAAUGUUUAUGUGCAGAUAUUCCUAAAGUUUUUAUUGACAAAA